UACAGAGCAACACACACACACGGGGUGGGUACAGAGUAACGCUCACACUCACACGGGGUGGGUACAGAGUAACGCUCACACACACGGGGGGUGGCUACAGAGUAACCCAGAGACUCACACACAGUGGGGGGAGCGCAGGGACAAUGCUGAGUCUGGGGUCUGGCAGUGGGAAAACUGCUAAACCCUCCUUCGUCUCGUACGUCUCUCCAGAGGAAAUAAAGGUGAAAGAAAAAGAGGAAGAGCUGAUGCCGCAGUUAUUACCAGGUGAACUUAUUAUCUGUGAAGCAAACACUGUAAUGAAGUACCCCCGAGAGGAUGCGUUGUUACAGAGGGGAUUCUAUGGAAAACUGGUCUGCACGAAUUUCAAGAUUUCCUUUCAAAGUACGGAGCAGUUGCUGGAUGAUCUGGAGCAGCCUUUUAGAAAUAAACUGAUGGGCGAAAAUGACAUUUCCCUGCACUGUGUGGACCAACUGUUUGGAGUGUAUGAUGAGAAGAAGAAGCCACUGCUACCUGGAGCUAUAAAGAACAAGAUUCCUGAGAAGCUCCUCGUGUACUGUAAAGACUUUCGUGUCUUCUACUUUGGGCUGAGACAGGCCAAGGAAGAAGAUGCAAAAAGGCUAAUCCAGGCAAUCGUUCACUAUUGUUUGAACCUGAUGACUCUGAAAUGUUUGUUUGCUUUCUCUUAUGUUGGGAAAGCAGGUGGUCUUAAAGUGGGUCCAGUGGAUGUUGAUGAGGGGCCUCCAACUGUAAUGUUUGAAACUAAAAGUGACUGGAAGAUGGAGCUUGAUCGCACGGAAGGUGUUCUCACAUACAGAGUGGUUACAGUUAAUGAAAACUAUAAAACCAGCUCCAGUCUUCCACAGUUCUUUGUUGUUCCUUCGACGGUGACUGAUGAAGAAAUUAAGUCCAAAGGAAAUGGCAUACCCCUUUGGUGCUGGUCUCACUGCAGUGGUUGCGCCUUGUUAAAGAUGGCUGCCCUUCCCGAAGUCACUGAUCACGAGGUCGCUUCUCAAGCCAACAAAGAUUUCAUUGACAGGGCGUUGCUUGCACUCAGUAACAGUCAUCACGUAAGCCACAGAGUCAGGCCUGAGAACCUGUCAGCCACUCUCCCGUCCCUGCAGGAAAUUCAGGCUUCGUAUAACAGAUUCAAACAGCUGUUCCUGAUGGACAAUGGGACUGAAUUCUGGGAGUCCGACCAUAAAUGUCUGUCUGCUUUAGAGAAUGCAAACUGGCUGGAAAUUAUUAGGCAGUGUCUGAAGAAAGCCUUGGAUGUUGUUGAAUAUUUGGAGCAUAAAAACACAUCUGUGGUGCUUGUGGAAGAAGAUGGGUCUGAUCUGUGCUGUCUAAUAGCGAGUCUGGUCCAAGUCAUGGUCGAUCCGUACUUCAGGACAAUAUCAGGUUUCCAGAGUUUGAUUCAAAAGGAGUGGGUGAUGGGCUGCCACCGUUUCCUGGAUCGAUGUAAUCAUCUGCGAAGUAAUGAUAAAUACGAGGUGCCAGUCUUCCUGCUCUUUCUGGAAUGUGUGUGGCAGUUACACCAGCAACAUACACCAGCCUUUGAGUUCACAGAGACCUACCUGACCAUAUUGUCAGACAGUCUGUACAUCCCCAUCUUCAGCACCUUCCUGUUCAACUCACCACAGCAAAGAGAUAAGAACAUGUUUGGUGAAGAUCGACAUAUACAAAGCAGGUCUUUGAAACUUCCUACAGUAUGGGAAUGGUCUGUGCAGUUCGAGCCCUCAGUUCAGGCACUAUUUUAUAAUCCACUUUUCAUCGGAAAGCCAAAAGUUGAUCACGUUCGAAAAACCCAGCGAGUUAAGGACCCUGCACUGAACUGCUUGGAGAAUGUCUUUGAAAAUGAUCUGGAUAUACUAGAGCCACAGCGACAGAUGUCACUGCCAUCGAGUCCAUCUUAUCAAUCCAAACCUGUUGCCAAAAAAAGCUUCUUGAGGGAAGAGACGGACAAUCUGAUCAAGACUUUCCUUGGCAAAAAAAUAAGCAGGUGGACGUUUGCGACUGAAGACACCGCCAUCGACUACAGACCCUUUUACGAGCACUGGCGCAGUAAACCAAUCGACUAUCAGGGGCUUCUGCUGCCUCUGUACGACAGCCCGGUGAUAAGGAUUUGGGUCCAACGCUACAUGCGCUGGAUCCCGGAGGCUCAGAUACCAGGCGGUGGUCCCACAGCCACUCUGAACAAAGCGUGCGAGGUCCAGGACGAGAUCAAAAGCCUAAAGAUGAAACUGGAGGCCACGUUACUGCAGAGGCAACCGAGCUCUCCCAGGGCAGCCUCCUGCUCGUUUCGCCUGAGCAGCCGCCUCUCAUCGGUGUUUCCCUUUGGCACGAUACGCAGACAGUCCGUGAAGCCACGCAUUCCAGUCUCGACAAAUAAUUCGCUCAGUUUUGGCUCCAUGGAGAACUUGCCCGAUGAUGAAGUGGAGUCACUGGGCGUGUGUGUUUAGGCUAGAGGAUUCAGCACUGUGUGUUUUUUGAUGUAGUUCCUUUCUCAAAAAUCAGCCUUUUAAUUUUUUUUGUCCCUCUGUGAUUUUUAGUGACUUUUUUUUAAAAAAAAGUGGGUUGCCGUGAGCUUGGAGGCUUGAGCAAACCUGGGUGUUUGCCUACUGAGAUGUUCAUUAGUUUUUGUGCAUUUCCACCUGCUGCUUUUCAGGGUUUUAUUUCUUCAGCAAAGAUAUGAAGCUGCCUUUGGUAAUACCACGGAGUCUGAAUGUUGCUCUGAAUUAAAGUGUCUUCAGCGCUGUGUACAUACUUGCUUCACUCCCAGCAAUAGAAUAAGAAAACUGAAACCUCCCAAACCGUGUUGAAUUGGACCUAAAAUCUUUUUUAAGGUUGGUGUUUGGAGUGUGAGGAAAUCCAUCACCACAUUUAAGAGCAUCUAAACCAGACAGAGUAUCAUAUCUCUUUGCUACCUACACAUGGAAAUUUCCGUGCGUCUACAAUGGAAUGCGCAUACUCUCUCUGGAGAGACGCACCGUAAUGCUGGAGAAAAUUGGGUAAACGUUGCGGUUUCCCCCUUGACCUCCACCCCCCCCUUCCCUCCCGGAUAGCUGCCAAUCUGACUGAAAACAAAACUUCAUUUUUGGGUUGAGUUCUGUGCAUGUACAGGUUUAGUACAGAACACUUUUUUUAGUGAAAUGAAAGUGGCCUAUUGUGAUUAGGGCCGGCUCAACCCUACUUUAUAUCAUAGGUUUGAGAGUUCAUUCACUACCCAAUGUAAGUCUUGAAUGCAGAAUGAAGAAAAAAUAUUUUUUUAUUUUAAAAAGUGACUUUUUUGUCCACUUUAUCCAAUGUUGGCCAAUACGUCAAUGAACUGUUGUGAACUUCUUGCUGCUUAAAAGGCUUAAAUUUUAUCAAUCAUCAUAAAAACAUUUUUAAUAAGUAACUUUUUAGAUGACCUUUAGUGAAUUUAAAUCUUUAAGGCCAAUUCUUAAUAUGUACCGGGUGUUAUCAGCCUCAGUUGGUUGGAAGCUCUCUGGCCUUUGAAUCCCACAUUGGGAUUUUGAGCU
Messenger RNA from Callorhinchus milii (elephant shark), 3521 nucleotides. It is a transcript of the gene mtmr12, whose product is annotated as myotubularin related protein 12. The transcript has 17 exons. The record is from RefSeq and is a predicted model, not a curated record. Bases 144 to 2459 code for a protein of 771 amino acids. Lineage: Eukaryota; Metazoa; Chordata; Chondrichthyes; Chimaeriformes; Callorhinchidae.